GGAUCUUUGCUGGAGCUUCAGCGAUUUGGAUCUUUGCUCGAGCAACUUUGACAGAUCUUUCGUUGGAAAUCUUUCGAAGUCGCAAGUGUUCGUCGUGACUGAACCAAAUCCUUCAACAUGCGAGACCUCGUCUUCCUUUUGGCACUCGAAAAUUUAAGUUGCCCAGCCAACGUAGCUGGUACCUACAGCACAACAUCCACCAUGCUGUCCGUUGCUGCCCAUACGGUACGCUGGAGAUGCAUAAGGAAUACGGUAGCUUAUAUGCAUAGAGCUGUUGCAUCGAUAAAUAAAUAAAUCUUUAUAACGGGCAAGCACUCCUACACUGGCAAUCCCCCCAGGCCAAAGUGAGGGUUGAUCUCACAGAGAGGCAGCCAAGGGCACCCUCACGGGCAUCACACUCCCAAAGGAGAUGAUGCAUUUAUGUAUCAUUACAGUAUUUUGCAUUGGCAGACUCACAGAAUCGUGCCGAACAUUGAAGGCUGAAUGAGUUGGGCAAAUGGCAUGGGAGAGUUAAACGCAGAGAGCCUGGCUAGAAACACCGUGGCCUUCCCGCCAAUUGAGCUUAUAACGCAAGUUUGUCAAUGCGAGGCGAUUUGUUUGUAUGUGGAGGGAUUGCAUCUACAUGAACCACUAGCUUCACACUGAUUCGAAUUUAUUUGCUUAUUCGUGUGUACUCUAGAGUUUCAGUUUGUUGACCCGCCAAAGUGCACAUGUUUCUUCUUGGAUUUCCUAUUCCUGCCUUUCUUGGCAUGCCCAGCUACUACUAGCAGUUGACUGUCACUCGCAUCUGUCAAAAGUUCCUUUGCCACACAGCUCCUUCUCUGUCUUGCUCCGUACCGUACAGGAUGCCAUGCCAAUUGUCGAAGUUCUAUCAGGUCCAACACCAUGUGUCUCAUCCGAAAGCUCAAUAGGGGCGGACCGGUUCUUAUUGUUGUUGUGCUUUUGGUGCUGACGCCGGUCCCUGUCGUCACCAGCAAACCUUUGAGAAAGUCCCAGCAUCGUUCGAGAUCGUCCGAAAUUUCCAUGUCAGAUGAUGUAGAUAUAUCAGAGACUGUCAAGAUUUCAUCUUCCAACGCCUUUCCUGCUGUGUCUAGCAAUACACAGAGACCUUCCAGUGCUAGUUCAUCGAGACCAGUACUACUAAAAGCCGGCAUGUUCCUCGUGUAAUAGUCGUCGCAUUCACUGGCAGGGACACCGCUAUCAAUCCGUAGGGUCUGACCCAUCAAAUCGAGAAGAAAGGUUGUCACUUGCUUGGGUGUCAGAACACGGUGGUUGAACAGUUCCCCAAUAAACUGUUUGCUACCCACAUAGCGUUUCUUGGCCAUCGUGGCAACUUGGGGUGUUUGAUGACUGUCUAGCACAGACUGCGUGUUCGUUUGGACUUGUUCCUGGCAUAUUUGAGCCAGCAUGUCCUGAAAUUGUGGAUUAUCGCCGCCAAUAAGACUCUUACAAAGCCGUGCAUGAACCGCGCAAUAGCGAGGGUCCAAUGCCGCCCGUGUAAUGAUCGUCUCAAUGGCAUCCCGCAUCAACAACCACGGCUCCGUCUGGAAGAACAUGGCCGUUUCGGACACAAAAAUGGCCACCAAUUUGUCAAAGUUGGAUGGUGUGAGUUUGUUGAGAAGCCACCGAAGCAGUUGUGCAUCCCGGGCACGGAGUCCCUCGUCGUUGUUGUUGCUGUUGAAGAUGCUGGUAGGUUUCCACACAGCACAUGGUUUGCGGGAAGAUAUCGAUGCGUCCCCGCUCUCAACAUUGGAAGAAAUCUCAGGCGGAUUGCUCUUUUGGGGUUGGGAUGGAGUAGAUGGGCGCCGCCUUCCUUGUCGUCUUUGGCGACGCGGAUGGUUUUUCUUGGUCGACUUGGACGAUGGAUGUUCCUCCUUCCCCUUGGCCCCACUGUCGGCGGCAGCAGCUGGAUUCGAGAGCUUUGAUGACAUUAUUUUGCGCAGAAGAAGAAGAAGCACUACCAGAUAAAUAGCUCGUUGCUUUAUAGCUAGUGGCCAGCUAGAUGAGUAGAAGUCCAACAAUAAAUCAAACAAUGUAUUAUUAUGGAGUGGUACCGUAGAAAGGAAGAUACUUUUGUCAUCGUAGCUUGCUCUUCGUCCCUUGCUUGUCUCUUGCGGAGCUAGUGGGAAACGGGACCCUAAUUCGUGAUUGACUUUGACACCCACUGUACAUACCGUAAUAAUAUUAUAUCCACCUUCCUCAACUCAAUCACUCGAUCACGGUGACUAGACUAUGCCAUACCGUAUCUUACGGAAGCCAGCGAGGGCCAGGUUUUCCUCAUGCAACUCUGCUCUGACUCAAUGCAGGUGCCGUCUCGCAAGCUUAAUACAAGAACAAAGGUUGCUGAUCGAAUAAAACACUGCAGCUACGGAUGGCUAGCUUGCACAACCACAGGUCAGAGAACGCCAGGACUCCAAACACUCUUUUUUUUAAAAACAAAACACCCAAGCCAGAGAAACUCACACCUCGAUCCCAAUCUGGAGGACAUCAACUCGAACGCCGCGCAAUGGUAUAGAGUCUAUGUGUAGUAAAGAUGGAUACGUUGAGAGCUGAUGAUGGCAGUUCGGUCAGCAGCCAAAGCCUGAGGACUUCCCUUGCAAGGAGCUCCUCUGUACACAAGAACGAGUUCGUUUUGUUGCCUACCAACGAUAAUGCAGCCAAAACCAGAAGGGCAACACGGGACAUGACUAUUAACAAACUCAGGUUUCACACCCUCGGUUUGAUUGGUAGAUCCGAAGAGGUAGCACUGCUCAAGCAAGGUGUUGAGAGAGCCACCGAAAAGCAAAGCAGAGAACUCAUUCUCAUUUCGGGGGAGUCCGGCACUGGCAAAACUGCCUUGGCUACCAGUGUUGGUGAAGAAAAAAAUGACAGAUGCAUUUUUCUAUCUUCCAAAUUUGACUUGAUGCUCCGAGAGAAGGAGCCUUAUGCUGGGAUUGUGGGAGCAUGUCAAGAUCUUUGUAGGAAAUUGCUCUUGCUGAAGGAAAGCAACCAAGACAGGUUUGAUACUAUCCACCAAGGACUGCAAGAAGCUCUCGGAUCCGAUCUAUCUUUGCUAGUCAGUAUCAUCACCGAACUGGACGAAAUCUUUGAUAUGCCCCCUCAGCUUUAUCAGAUGUCAAACCAGUCUAUGCAGGAACAGAUGAACCGGACAGUCUAUGCUUUCCGUCGAUUCUUUCAGAAAUUAUGUACCCUAUUCCCAUCUGCUGUUGUCAUCACACUGGAUGAUUGCCAGUGGGCAGACUUUGCCUCCUUGUAUUUGCUGGAAGUCCUGCUAACAGAUGACAGCAUUGGGGGCCUUGUGAUAAUUGGUUGCUACCGUUCCGAUGAGGUGUUUGACGCUCACAUUCUGAGCCAAAUGGUCCGAAAUCUUCAGUUGGGGAACACUGAUGCCUUCUGCAUUACAAAAAUUUGUGUUGGGAAUCUCCUUGUUCACCAGGUGCAAGAGCUCUUAAUGGAGUUACUUGCAGAGUGUAACACAGAAAAUGUGGAGAAAUUGGCCCAGGUUUGCCACAGGAAAACUCUAGGCAAUGCUUUCUUCCUUCAACAGUUCCUCGGACAUCUGGAGGAGGUAGAACUGUUGAAAUUCAAUUUUGGUCUCAUGAAGUGGACUUGGAAUGCAGAGGACAUAGCAACCCAAACAAUGGCAACAAACAAUGUGCUUGACUUGUUGAGGUUCAAGAUGGCAGCGAAUAGCCUUGAUGUGAACAACCUACUUGCUUUAGUAGCUUGCAUGGGUUCCGUGGUUCCAGAAUCAGUUUUGUGUAUUGUUUGGUCCAUCUACUUUCAUGGUGAACAUACAAUAGAAAGCCAUGAGAACAUGCAAGGGAAACUUAACCCACUCUUGCUGUCAGCCAUUGAAGAGGGCUUUCUGGAGCACCACCCUUCUUUGUCUACAUAUCAGUUUGUGCAUGAUAAGAUGCACGAGUGCUGUCUUGCCACUGUCAAUCCGCUGAGGUUACCUGGAAUGAAGACCAGAAUUGGCCACAUUGUUCUGAACGAGCUUCACAAAGGAUCUUUCGCAGAACGCUUCUUGUUUGUGGCAGCGAGUCUCUUGAAUGAAGGAUUGCCCCCUGAUGAAACAAGUGAAAGAGUGGCACUAGCCAACCUCAAUCUACAGGCUGCCCAAAAUGCCGCUGAUGCUUCCUCCUUCUCCAGUGCAUCAAAGUAUGUGGAACAUGGCGUCAACCUUUUGCCACCAGCCUUAAAGUGGACUGAUGGCUACUACGAUUUGACACUGCAUCUGUACUCCCUGGGAGCAGAAGUGGAGUAUGCUCUGUCCAAUGUGGAAGCAAUGCAGAUCUACUGCGAUGAGGUGCUGAAACAAGCAGACCGCCCAUUGAUCGAUAAAUUUCGAGUAUACAAUGUUGUGCAGGAUAGCUUGUUGAAUCAAGAGAAGCAUGACGAGAGUGUCAAGCUUGGAUUUGAAGUGCUAAGAAAGCUGGGCUAUGAAUUUCCGAGGCGGUGGAUCUCCAUACAAACAUCUAUCAUAGCUCAAGUUGGAAAAUCGCUGAUGAGCUUAAGCAAACGAACUGUAAACGAGAUUGAGACUCUUCCAAUUUUGACUGACCCAUUGAAACUCCAAGAAAUGCACAUACUAGACAAGACAACAAGGUGCUGCUACAUUGCCAAUGAUGACCGGCUGAUCUUGGCAGUUUUGAGGAAUUUCGAUAACUCACUCAAGCAUGGCUUGUGUGAGUAUAGUCCCCCAGUUUGGGCUUCAUUUGGAGUGUUGCUUGUUUCACUGGGGGAGUUUAGCAGUGCUGCAAGAAUUGCUGAUUGCUGCAGGGCAAUAGUGGAUAAAAUUGAGUCUCGAAGAACCACAGCAAAAACCAUGCAUGUUUUAAACUUUUUGGUGUUACCUUGGUUUCAUCCCUACCAAGGCUUACAAAAGCAGCUGUUCGAGGGCUACAAUACUGGACUUCUUGUUGGUGAUGUUGAGAGUGCAUGUUGGUGUAUUGCCCAGUACCUUGCUAUUGGAUUCCUGCAGGGGAAGAACCUCUUGUCCUUGGAUGCUGAUGCGAAGAUAUAUAUCAAGCAACAGCAAGAGUUUGGGCAAAUUCAUGUCUUCAAGUACAUCGCACUACUCCAUGCAGUGAUACAAGAAUUGAGCGGGCAAUCUGAUUCCGAUAUGGGCAGAGACGCAAAAACGUUCUACCUGUAUGAUCAACUCAACACUGUGCUGCAACAUCAGAGUCUUGAAAUGCACCAAAGUCGCCUGUGUGCAAUUAUGGGUUAUCAUGCAGAAGGAGCACAACUGUCGAUUGAACGAGGAGAUAAAUUUGCCAAAAAUGCUUUGGGGUUCUCUUGGCACAUGGGUGAUGCCUUCUACAGGGGCGUCACUUUGUUUGCCAUGGCUCACAAAACCAGGAAGCGAAAGUAUGGUUCCCUUGCAAGAAAACAGUGGUCCCUCAUCAAAACCUGGGCCAAGAAGGGAAAUCCCAACGUCAGCCAUUAUGACUGCCUUUUAAAUGCUGAAAAUGAGGUUUUUGCUGGUCGUUAUGGCAAGGGAGAAUCCCUUUUUCAAAAAGGGAUUGCCAUGGCAUCUCGUGCUGGCUUCAUAAUGGAUGCUGCUCUGGGAAGUGAGCGAUGUGCUGACUUUCUUCUUUCUAAGAUGAAGGAUCAGGAGGGGGCUUCUUACCGCAUGCAGGAGGCAGUUAGGUACUACAAGGAAUGGGGAGCACAGCGGAAGGUAGAACAAAUGGAGAAUAAUCACGGUGAAUCUCGUCCAGGACCACCUGAUGGUGUUUAUAUUCCAACCAGUGAUGACUCCAACUGACAACAUGAAUCUGUCUGGCCAGUCUUUUUCAUAUAGGGAUGUCAUGUCAGCUUUUAAAACACAUAACUUGAUAAAAGAAAGCCUCAGGUUGCUUGGUGGGAGAAAUCCAGUACAAGCUCCUAUACUUGCUCCUCAGCACAAGAGGGCCUACCGGUACCUUAGCUAGCCGAUUGGAAUAGUUUUAAAAGACAUUUCAGAGUCUUUUAGUAGAUAGGCACAAACAAUUUGCAAAGUCAAACCCUUUGGCCCCCCUAAUGGUCCUCAAUUUCUCACCCCUGAUCCCACAGAACCUCUAGCUAGUCUAGUCCUGAAUUUCGACUGUUCUUUGCUUAAGCCUGGCCCCGGCUGGCUUCCGUAGAUAAUUUCCUUACUCUAAACCCCCCUUUCUCUA
Seminavis robusta is the source of this 6167-nucleotide messenger RNA. NCBI's taxonomy places the organism in Eukaryota, Bacillariophyta, Bacillariophyceae, Naviculales, Naviculaceae. The record is from the annotation of a GenBank genome assembly.